Molecule: messenger RNA, 1666 nt
Organism: Chinchilla lanigera (long-tailed chinchilla)
Lineage: Eukaryota; Metazoa; Chordata; Mammalia; Rodentia; Chinchillidae
Gene: Derl3
Product: derlin 3
Exons: 7
Coding region: 66-770 (234 amino acids)
Biological process (GO): endoplasmic reticulum unfolded protein response
Cellular component (GO): Hrd1p ubiquitin ligase ERAD-L complex; endoplasmic reticulum membrane
Molecular function (GO): misfolded protein binding; ubiquitin-specific protease binding
Source: RefSeq, a predicted model, not a curated record
AGGCUGGGCUGGGAGGUGGGCUGAAGCGUGCAGCAGGUCAGGUCAAGCGUGCCUGAGUAGGUUCAAUGGCGUGGCAGGGGCUGGCGGCCGAGUUCCUGCAGGUGCCGGCGGUGACGCGGGCCUCCACUGCAGCCUGUGUCCUCACCACAGCUGCCGUGCAGCUGGAACUCCUCAGCCCCUUCCAGCUCUACUUCAACCCGCACCUCGUGUUCCGGAAGUUCCAGAUCUGGAGGCUGGUCACCAACUUCCUCUUCUUCGGGCCCCUGGGAUUCACCUUCUUCUUCAACAUGCUCUUCGUGUUCCGCUACUGCCGAAUGCUGGAGGAGGGCUCCUUCCGCGGACGCAAAGCCGACUUCGUCUUUAUGUUUCUCUUCGGGGGCGUCCUUAUGACACUGCUGGGACUCUUGGGCAGCCUGUUCUUCCUGGGUCAGGCGCUCAUGGCCAUGCUGGUGUAUGUGUGGAGCCGCCGCAGCCCUCGGGUGAGGGUCAACUUCUUUGGCCUCCUCACCUUCCAGGCACCAUUUCUGCCCUGGGCACUCAUGGGUUUCUCACUGCUGUUGGGCAACUCAAUCCUCGUGGACCUGCUGGGGAUUGCUGUGGGCCACAUCUACUACUUCCUGGAGGACGUUUUCCCCAACCAGCCUGGAGGCAAGAGGCUACUGCUGACCCCCGGCUUCCUGAAGCUGCUACUGGACGCUCCUGAGGAGGACCCCGACUACCUGCCCCUUCCCGAGGAGCAGCCGGGACCCCACGGGCCACCCCUGCAGUGAGCCUGCCUUGGGCCAGCACCCGAAGUUUCCUGCCAACUCCACUCUUCUCCCUGCUCCUGCUCACAGCAGACCAGUCUGUCCUGGAGGCUGGGCCCAUGCCAGCGCUCACCCAAAUAAACAGUCACCUGCAGCGUCUGCUCCCACAGCACUGGCUCCCCGUUUUGGCCACCACACCUUCCAUGGCCUUCUAUGUCUGCCUCUUUGCCUUUGCCCAGCCUGCCCUCAGCCCAAUUGCAGGUGAUCAGGCGGGGGCCCAGACAGGGCAAAGCUGCUGCCCCUGAAUGCCCACCAGAGUUCUGAGCUCACAAAUGACAGACUCUAAGAGUCCUUGCUCCAUUCCUGCCACUGCCUUGCAGGACAUGUCCUACCCACCUUAGGCCUCUAUUUCCUGCCGUUCAACAAAGGGGUUGGUCAGAUUUCAGCAGCUGGGGCCAGGACUCAGCCCAUUCUAGAGAUGCCCCUGCCUACAGUACUCUUGGGUUGAUGCCCACCCAGCCUCCCCCGUCCUCAUCAACCUUGACAAGUGAGCCUCUUCUUCAUUUCCCAGCCGGUGCCCUGCAGGCCCCAUGAGGUCAGGGCAGAGACGUGCAAUAGGGCCCUCCUGCCUUCUGUGACCCCAGGCCUUGAGAAGUUUCACCUGGCUAAGGCAGAGCCCUCUGGGAAGCUGUCCCUGCCAUUUAAGCUGAGGACCUGUGUGAGCCUUUCCCUCCCUCCCCCUGGAACAUGGAUAUCCCCUGUGGCCAGCUUGUUGCUCUAGGCCUGUUCCCAGUGUGGCUUCUUCCUGGAUGCUCAGCAGCACGGGGCUCUGUCAGCCAUAGCGUGUCAUUUUUAUGAUAACAAAAAUGUUCUCUGUGAGUCUGACUUCAAUUUUCUAGUAAAAUCUGGUAAAGCAGCAA